This is a messenger RNA of Labeo rohita (rohu), 7452 nucleotides long. It is a transcript of the gene adam11, whose product is annotated as ADAM metallopeptidase domain 11. Bases 311 to 2638 code for a protein of 775 amino acids. Gene Ontology annotation, molecular function: metalloendopeptidase activity. The record is from RefSeq and is a predicted model, not a curated record. Gene Ontology annotation, biological process: proteolysis. NCBI's taxonomy places the organism in Eukaryota, Metazoa, Chordata, Actinopteri, Cypriniformes, Cyprinidae. The transcript has 27 exons.
GAAGGGGAGGAGAAGAGAGGAGAGUGGGAGGAGGUGCGGGUGGGAGUCCCGCAGAAGGAGCGUUUCAAUCCCAACAUGAAUUCCACCCGCAAUCUCUGACCGCGAGACACACGAGCGAUAUAAGCAGACAUCACGGCGCCUCGCGCAAGCGGAUACUUUCUUAAGUCUUUUCCAUCAGCGUCUGCUUGUUUUCCACGGAUGCCCUUAACGUCUUCCUCGUGACUUCAACAUCGCCGCGAAACGGGAUGAGGCGGUAAAUGUCGCGUUUCGCAUCUUUUCGCUCCGGUUGAAGCCGCAGGAGUAUGUGAUCAUGUUGGCGACGCGCUGCCUCCUCCUGUGGGCUGCGGUCACCGCGCGACUCGCCGUGACAGGCUGGGGCAGCAGCAUCAAGCGGGACGGAGCGGAACGGGGACGCGAACCGAACGCGUAUGCGGAGGAGCUCACGCAGCCUCAGCGGCUGCUGCAGCGCACUGACGCGGAGGAGGAGCUGCCGCACGGGCACUUGGGUACUCUAGUAAAGAUUGAUGCUGAUGGAGCGCAUCCUAUUCAUUUGGCUCAGAUCUCAUUCCUGGUGACGGCAUUUGGAAUCCCAUUUGUUCUAGACCUGGAGCUCAAUCAUGACCUCUUGUCGUCUAACUAUGUUGAACGCCACUUCGAUGAGGAUGGGCGACCUUUUCAAAGUCUGGGAGGAGAGCACUGUUACUAUCACGGUCAAGUGAGGGGAGUUCAGAGGUCAUGGGCAGCUCUCUCCACCUGUCACGGCCUACAAGGGAUGUUCUCAGAUGGCAACUUUUCAUACGGCAUUGAGCCCUUGCACAACGGCAGUGAUCAGGAUGCAAAUACUCAUGUUGUAUGCAGAAUGGCAGACAUCCGGCUGAGGCCACAUUCCUCAGGAAGCACCAGAAACAGCAGUGAUUCUGACAUUAACAAUGACUAUCCCGUUUCUAUGGAGACGAACGAGCCGGAGCUCACAGAUGGGCUGAGACGGGCAAAAAGACAGGUUCGGAGGGGUCCCCGCACAGUUCAGAGUGAAACAAAAUAUGUAGAGUUACUAGUGGUCAAUGAUUAUGAACUGUUUGUACAGAUGCGAAGAUCAGCCCCUCAGACGAGGAACUUUGCUAAAGCUGUAGUAAACAUGGCUGAUGCUAUUUACAAGGAGCAGCUGAACACUAGAAUAGUGCUUGUCGCUAUGGAGACAUGGUCAACUCAGAACAUGGUUUCUGUUGGCGACGACCCUUUGUUGACCCUGCGUGACUUUAUGAAAUACAGGAAGGAGAAUAUCAAAGAGAAGAGUGACGCGGCUCACCUGCUCUCGGGGCGCACAUUUCAGAGCAGAAGCAGUGGCACUGCCUAUAUUGAGGGGAUCUGCUCACCAACACGAGGAGGAGGAGUCAAUGAGUAUGGAAACGUGGGGCCUAUGGCUAUAACCUUGUGUCAGAGUUUAGGACAGAACCUUGGAAUGAUGUGGAAUAAAGAUCGUGCUACUGCAGGAGACUGUAAGUGUCCAGAUCCGUGGUUAGGCUGCAUCAUGGAGGAUACUGGAUACUAUCUACCCAGAAAGUUUUCACGGUGCAGUAUAGAGGAGUACAUUCAGUUCCUCCAGCAAGGAGGAGGAAGUUGCCUCUUCAAUAAACCUAACAAGUUGUUGGAUCCUCCUGAAUGCGGGAAUGGUUUCGUGGAACAGGGAGAAGAAUGUGACUGUGGUUCCCAAGUGGAUUGCUCUCGUGCCGGGGGUGCAUGCUGUAAAAAAUGCACUUUGACCCAUGAUGCAAUGUGUAGCAAUGGACUCUGUUGUAGCCGUUGCAAGUAUGAGCAGAGAGGAGUGGUCUGCAGGGAUGCAGUGAAUGACUGUGAUGUGCCGGAAACGUGCACUGGCGAUUCGAGUAAAUGUCCACAUAAUGUCCACAAACUGGAUGGUUACAUGUGCAAUGCUGGACUGGGACGCUGCUAUGGAGGCCGCUGUAAGACCAGGGAUGCCCAGUGUCUGGCGCUCUGGGGCCACAAUGCAGCAGAUCGCAUGUGUUAUGAGAAGCUGAACACUGAGGGUACAGAGCGUGGCAACUGUGGUCAGGACAGCAGCUCACACAGCUGGAUUCAGUGCAAUAAACAGGAUGUGUUGUGUGGAUUUUUAUUGUGCACUAAUAUCACAGCGAAACCACGGUAUGGAGACUUAAAUGGAGAAAUCACAAGUCUCACUAUCUAUCAUCAGAACAAGUACCUGGAUUGUCGUGGGGGUCAUGCAGUAUUAGAAGACGGCACUGAUCUCGGGUAUGUGGAGGACGGCACGCCGUGUGGUCCUAAUAUGAUGUGCCUGGACCAUCGCUGUCUGGCGGUCACCACUUUCAACCUGUCAUCCUGUCCCGGGUCAUCCGCUUCUCAUGUGUGCUCUGAUCAUGGGACGUGCAGUAAUGAGGUGAAGUGUAUCUGUGAUACAGACUACACUGGAAAGGACUGCAGUGUGUAUGACCCCAUUCCAGACCCCCAGCCUCCAGAUGGUCCUGAGAAGUACAAAGGUCCAAGUGGUACAAACAUCAUUAUUGGCUCUAUAGCAGGAGCGAUACUGCUGGCAGCUAUAGUAUUGGGAGGAACAGGCUGGGGCUUUAAAAAUAUCAGAAGAGGAAGAUCUGGAGGGGGAUAAAGCAUGCUGUCUGCUCUCCCGUGCUUCUGCACUGUGUUCUUUAAACUUUGAGGGAAACAGAAGAAACUACAGAUGUCUUCCACUCUCUCACCAAACUCCAGUGUCACUCUGUCCUGUCUUUCUGACUUCCUGUUACUGCCUGUCACCUGUUGCCUAGAAACACUCCAGUACAUCCCAUGGUAACGUUUUAAAACUGAUUUCAGUUUUACUGAUGUUAUUUGUAAUGGGUUUUGACCCUUUAAACCCAGCACAGAAAUGGAAAAAGUCACAAUUUACUCACCCUCGUGUCAUUUCAAACCCGUAUGACUUUUUUCAUGGAGCACAAAAAGAGUUGUUAGCAGGAAGUUCAUACUGUUGUGUUCCAAAAGAGGACCAAAAAAGCACCAUGAAGAUAGUCAAUCCAGCUUGUGCGCUAUAUACAGAUACAUUCUGCAUAUUCAAACAUGGCGCCUUGACACACUUCACUUCAGGUAGAUAAAUCAAGUCUGAAUUUUUUUUGUUACAUUUUUUUGGUACAAUUUAAUUAUUACAAAUUUUAAUUUACUAAUAGUGGUCCUAAUCAGAGAGCUACCACAUUAAUCACAACAGUCACUAUGCAUGACCAUUUCAAACCUUAUUAUUAUUAUUAUUAUUAUUAUUAUUAUUAUUAUUAUUAUUAUGAUUAUUGAUGCUAAAAUAAGUAAUUUUAGCACUGAAAACCUAGAUUUUUAAGUACCCUCGUUCCAUGCAGAUAGACAUAGUCUUGUCUUUUCCAAACAUUUUGGAGGAAAUAUUUACGGAUGUCCCAGUGGAAAUCCCAAAACAAUGUAUUGUCUUUCAAUGGAAUGUCUGCUAGCAUUCCAUGUUUACCCUCAUGCUAGUCUGAUAUCUAUAAUCUUGCUGCUUUUACUACCAUCUAUAAUAGUUAACAUGCAUAACCAUAUGAAUGUACUUUUACAUAACAAAAAAUAAGGCAUUGCUUGUAUGUGUUAAAUGUAGUUAUACUUUUCAUAAGCACAUUGCUGAGUGAGGCAAGGCAAGGUAAUUUUAGUAAAAUAUGUAUUAUAAAUCAUUUGUAAAUUUUAAGCAUAAGUGGAACACUGUUUGAAUGCACUGAGCUGAGGAUAAAUAUGUAUAUAAUGUAUAUGACAGCACUGUUUUGCCCUCUGACUGUAGAAAUAAACAACACAGUCAGCAUAAGCACAAAUACAUUUUUGGGAAUUAAAACAACAUUGUACUGACACUGAUAUAUAGUCAGUAAUGGGUAAAACCACAUACAAAACCACAAUAGUCAAAAUCGUAUUUCCAAUCGCUGGCUGAUGUCAGUGCUAUUGGACUUUAUACUGACACGUAUCAGUGUGUAUCAAGGUUUUAUCAUUUCAAAUGGUGCAAUUGCACUUUAAAUUUACUUUUAAUUUAAUUUACUGGUAACACUUUACAAUAAGGUGUCAUUUGUUAACAUAUGUAAAGCAUUAAAUGAAAAAGAACAAUGAACAAUAAAUUUUUACACUAUUUAUUAAUUUUUGUUAAUUUAUAAACUUAAAUUUGUUAGUUAAUCCUUUCAUUGUUUGUUUGUUAGUUCACAGCACAUUAACUAGUGAUAACAAACACAACUUGUGAUUUAAUAAUGCAUUAGUAAAUCCUGAAAUUACCAUUAACUAAGAUUAAUAAAUGCCGUAGCAGUAUUGAACCUUAUUGUAAAGUGUUACCAUUUUGGUAAGUUUACAAUAAGGUUCCAUUAGUUAAUAUUAUUUAAUAUAUUAAUUAACACGUAUGAACAAUGAACAUUACAUUUAUUACAUGUAGUUAUUAAUCUUUGUUAAUGUUAGCUAAUGAAAAUACAGUCGUUCAUUGUUAGUUCGUGAUAACUAAAUUUAACUAAUGAACCUUAAUUUAAAGUGUUACCAAUAACACUUAAAUAUUGAUAGUUUUGUUUUUCUAUUUUAUGGGCAUACAAUAUUUAUGUUUCAAACAUUUCCAAAUUAGAAUUACAUUCAGAAGUAAGCAAGACUUUAGAGGAAAAACAUUUGUAUUAACUGGGUCAUUUCUGAUAUUCCGUACUUUUGAACAUCUAAAAUGAGAAAAUGUUUUUUAAUUUUUUUUUUUUUAAUAAAUUUUGUAUAAUCAUAAGGAGACAUAAAAUGAUUAAAAAGUGAUUUAGGUCAAGUUCAGGAAAAUGAAUUGUUUACACUUGAUAGUCCAGACAUUAUACUAACUACAAGUGACUUUGCAAUUAUGUCAACUAAUCCUCAUUAGUGUAUUAGUAGAAUACUAGGUUAGGGUAAGGGUUAAGGUUAGUAGAAUAAGUUGACAAGUACUUAAGUUACUUAUAGUCUGUCAAAGUGGACUAUCAAAAUAAAGCAUUUCUGAAACAAAUGUCUCCCUGUUAGGAACAAUCAAACAACAGUUUAAAAGACUUUUAAAUAUAAUGUAUGGGCAUUGUGUAUAUUUAAAAAAAAAAAAACUGUGUCAAUUUGUCUAUUUAAAAUGUGUAUCUGGCAUUUCAGGCAUUAAGCUCAUGAUUUUUCCUGGGGACACAAGAGGCACCGAAUACCAGAAAUGACCCUACACAUAAAUCACAAUCACAGGAAACAGCAUAUCAACUCCAUGCUACUUAUUCUCGUACACAGCCAGCAGAAAACAAGACACCUACUGAAUGUACUGACAUCAGUUAAAUUUAAGGCUCUGAGGCAGCGUUUUAUUUACACACAGAAUGGGUAAUUUUCAUGUCACCAUUAUGUCAGAUGCUAAAUUUCAAACCAAAAUUGUACAGAUGGAAAUUAGACUUUUUAUUAGACUUUUAUAAUAUCCCUUUAACUAACAAAAUCCAGUUCUUAAAUUACAUUAUCCUUCAGAAAUAGUUGGAAAACAAUAAGUAUUAACAAUAGAUUUGAAGAAUUCUUUGAUGUUCAGAUUGAUUCAAUUAGAAUUGUAAUUAAAAGUGUGCAUUAUAUACAGUAUUUUGAACAAUUUUUGCCACCCUUAUGUCAGCUAACCUGCAGUCUCUCCUGGCUAACUUUAGCUCUUUUUUCCAAGGCAUAAUGGAGAGCUGCUAAUGCCGUUGUAUACUAACUAUACUGAAUAAAGUUUAAGAAACUGAGUCUAGCCAGAGCAUAUUUGUAGAAGUCUAAUAUACCUUUUUAUAGAAUGACUUCCUUUAAUUACAACUUAAGCAUUUUCAAGCUCUUCAACUUUUAAAAAUUAAUAAAGGUAUGGAGGAAUGAGCCAGUGAGUGAAAUAAAGUUAGUACACAGUGGAUACUUAGUUUAAAGAGUUUGGAAAAUUCUUCAGAGAUUUAAAAUAGCUAUCUGAUCAGCAGGAAUGUGUGUGCUUUUCCAUAUAAACCAUACACCUGGCCACAUGUUUGCAAAUAUUGUCUCAUAACAAUAAUUUUAAAAAGUAUCCAUGCAACUUUUGCUUUUAGUAGAAUCAAGUCACGAUAAAUUAGCAAUAUUUGUUGUUUUCUCAUAUUUUCUUGUGCCUUCAAAACUACCUUAAUAUUUCAGCAGAGUUACAUUCACCAAUGAUCAGCCUGUUCUAAAAGUUACUUUAGUGGUAAAUGUGCUCAUGCGUAAUGUUAUGAAUUACAGUACAGCCAAAAAUUGGGUCUAAACACAGUAUUAGCAUAAUUAAAGUUAGAGACUUUGGGUCAGAUAUAUUACACACACACUGCCCAAAGUAUAUAUACAUAGUAUAUGUAUAUAACUCUUUCCUAAAGUACAUUUACGGUCAUGUAUUCUCUGAUAAUGUAAAUAUAACGGAUCCUUUAAAAACAUGAUCACACAUCUACACCAAAUAUAACGCAUGUGCAAGAUUCCAAAGAAUGACACACAUUCUCACCGGGUGAAUUUAUCUAUUUACUAUGUUCCGUAUUGUUGCAAUGUGAACGGGAAAUCUUGAGGGAAGCCCUCGGUUUUAGCCAUUUGAUAGUUUGGUUUGCAUGUUUUUGGGCCACUGAAACGCUUGUGUUAACAAACCAUCAACUUGAUAGAUGCUGAGAGGAAUUAUUGAGGACAAUCUAUUAACGUAGCUGAUACGAUAUUUUAAAUAUAUUGCCUUCAGUCACAUUCCAACAUUUCAUUCCAGUCACUGUGUAUUUCAUCCACUGAGUUUCAGUGUUUUAGCAAUUUUAUCCUUUGGUGUGAAUUUUAAACUAUAGAUUUCUAAAGAGUUAUUAUGGAAAAUAUUAUGCUUUGUAGUAAUUUUCAGUCUGUUUGACUGAUAGACUGAUAUCCGAGUAAUCAGGUUCAGCUAAAGCUCACUGCAAAUAAGAAUUUUCCUCAAUGAUGCAACACUAUCUCGUUUCCGGUGGUUUGUAAUUAACAUCUCAUUAACGUCAAUUAGCACUGUGGUAGGAAAAAAAAAAACAUCCCAGAAAAUGUAACAGCAGUUUUCUUCUUUCCACGACUUGCUUGAUGAUUUGUUAUAUUAUAAUGAACAUGCUGCCAGCAAAUCAAAGCUUGUUUUGAAAAAAAAAAAAAUGUUUGUCACUAACGUUUCAGAAGAGAACUUCGAAUGUAUCAGGUGUAAACGAUGAAAUUCAUGCCAACAGCAACAGAGCAGAACAAUGUUUCUUUUAUGUAUAUUAUUAUUGUCUGUAUGCAAAGGUCUAAAUGUAUUUGUAACAAAAAACAAAUGUACUAGACACAAUUUUUUGUCAUGAUUUGUCAAAUUUCACAAAUACAAGUAUCUACUGUGUAUCAAUAUGUAGUUAUACAACUUCAAGAGUAUUCAAGAGUAGCAAUGUUUUAUUGUAUAUUUGUGUAUAACAACUGCCAUAAAAACAAAAGGAUUCCUGGAGAAAUGUCUUCCGGGGGUGUGAGACUGUGUGUAAA